Molecule: messenger RNA, 1562 nt
Organism: Diabrotica balteata
Lineage: Eukaryota; Metazoa; Arthropoda; Insecta; Coleoptera; Chrysomelidae
Source: the annotation of a GenBank genome assembly
CCACUUUUUUGGUCUCCUUUCUUUUCAUAACGAUUAGAUUCCCUCUUUUAUCUUUUUGCUCGAUGCAUUUGUGGCUAUAUUUAGCGUGAUAUUAACUAAAAACUUUUUGUUGAAAUACUUAAAAUCUGGUUCAAUGAAAUGGAAGUAAAACAAGAAUUUAGUGAGGAUACCUGUAAAGUAGAAAUAUGUUCUAAUAAGGUGGAUGAGGCACUUUUAGAUAACUUUAAAAGUGAAAUUAAACUGGACUACAAUAGAGAAGGUACUCAUGAUUCAUUAUCAUUUGAUGAUUUAGACAUAAAUGAAUUCUCAUUAAAGAGUGAAAUAGAACUAGAAGAUGAAAGUAAACUUACGCUAUUUGAAGAAAAACAAACAAAUAAAAUGGGAUUACUCCAAGAGAAAGAUACUGUUGAAAUUAUGAACAGACCUAUGAGUCAACCUAAGACAAGUAAUUUGAAACAUUUGAAAUUGAACACUGAAGAAAAAUCAUACAAGUGCGAAAUUUGUUGUAAGUUGUUUUCUAAGUCCCGUAAUUUGAAACGACAUACGAGAUUGCACACUGGAGAAAAAUCAUACAAGUGCCAAAUUUGUUUUAAGCCGUUUUCGCAGUCCAGUAAUUUGAAACGACAUUUGAGAUUGCACACUGGAGAAAAAUCAUACAAGUGCCAAAUUUGUUUUAAGUCGUUUUCUCAUUCCAGUACUUUGAAACGACAUACGAGAUUGCACACAGGAGAAAAACCAUACAAGUGCAACAUUUGUUUUCAAUCGUUUUCUUUGUCCAGUACUUUGAAAGAACAUAUGAAAUUGCAUACUGGAGAAAAACCAUACAAGUGCGAAAUUUGUUGUAAGCCGUUUUCUCGGUACAGUGUUUUGAAAGAACAUAUGCAAUUGCACACUGGAGAAAAACCAUACAAGUGCAACAUUUGUUUUCAAUCGUUUUCUUGGUCCACUACUUUGAAAGAACAUAUGCAAUUGCAUACUGGAGAAAAACAAUACAAGUGCGAAAUUUGUUUUAAGCCGUUUUCCUCGGUCCAGUGCUUUGAAACAACAUAUGAGAUUGCACACUGGAGAAAAACCAUACAAGUGCGAAAUUUGUUUUAAGUCGUUUUCUCAUUCCAGAACUUUGAAACGACAUACCAGAUUGCACACUGGAGAAACACCGUACAAGUGUGAAGUUUGUUUUAAGUCGUUUUGUCAAGUAAGAAGUAUGAAAAUACAUAUGAAAUUGCAUACCGAAGAAAGACCAUAGAAUGCGAAAUUUUCUUACUCCAGUUCGUCGAAACAACAUACGAGGUUGCAAUCAUACAAGUGCGAAAUUUAUUUUGACAGUUUGUUUAAUUAUUUUAAAAGGGGAAAAUGGUGACCUCCAGGCCAGGAAUGGGGGUUAGGCAUCCCUGCCGUACUCCUCUUUUAAUAUUGAGAGCCUGUGAUUCCACACCAUCUACUAAAACUGAUGUUGUUUGAUUCCAAUAUAAAUUUGCAAUUAUUCGAACAUCUCUGCCGUCCAAGCCAAUGUCUUUUAUAGAGUUUCGAUCAAUAUUAAAAUUAAAUUAAAUUAAAUUCUU